AUGGCCGAGCGGGUUUCCUUGAGGGGGCAGCAGUACGUGGUCAUUCGCAUCUCUGGCGCCGGUGUCACCGAGGACCUCUGCCGCAUGGUGGUGGCCGCGUCGGUGAGCGCGCUGCUCUACGGGGCGCCAGACGGGCGCCUCCUUCCGGGCACGAGGGGGCUCCGCAUGCGCUGGCGCCGAGGCACCUCCUCUUCCUCGAGGGCCACCGCUUCCCCGGCUACGAGCAGAGGCACGGGCCCCUGGUCUGCGAGGCGUGCCGGCCGUGGAGCAGCGCCGCCGGCGCCGCGGCGCCCGCCCUGGGGGGGGCUGCCGCGCGGGGCGGCGGCAUCUCAGGGACCUGCCGAGACGACGGCGGGUCUGUGA
Molecule: messenger RNA, 363 nt
Organism: Prorocentrum cordatum
Lineage: Eukaryota; Dinophyceae; Prorocentrales; Prorocentraceae
Source: the annotation of a GenBank genome assembly